UGUCAGGCAUGAGCGCGGAUGCCGUAGCGAUACAUUAGAGCUUUAUUGAACCCGUCGCGUCCGUCCUGAGCUCCUUUUCAGACCCAACAGCUCCAGUAAACGUCCGAAACCGUGCGGUUCAGGGAGCUGUCAGAAUCAGAAAAAAGAGAGGAACAUCAGAAAUGGAAGUCACACCAAAAGCUGUUUAAAACAGAGGCGUCGUACAGAAGGAGAUGAAGACUGUGUACUGUUUUGUGGGUGUUUGAUGACCCCAGGCCUGGGGGGUCAUGGCAGGGCGUGGCUGCAGAGCAGGCCGAGCUGCGAGGAGGCGGCGGCGUAAACGUGAUGGCAGCAUCCAGCCUGAGUCUCUGAGUCACCAGCUGAGGUACGUGAGGCUGAUGAAGUUCCUUCACCAGCGGGGCUUCACCUCCACCCCGCUGCAGCCCGCCCUGUUCUCUGACACAGACAGAGGACUGCAGGCUCUCCACGCCAUCCAGCCAGGUGGGAUGCUGGUCUCACUGCCGGAGUCCUGCCUCCUCACCACCUCCACAGUUCUGCUCAGCUACCUGGGACCGUUCUUAAAGAGGUGGAAGCCCCCCCCUUCCUCCCUCGUGGCUCUUUGUGUCUUUCUGGUGUGCGAGCGGCACAGAGGCGAGGCCUCCGAUUGGUUCCCAUACAUAGACGUCCUCCCCCAGUCCUACAGUUGCCCCCCUUAUUUCACGGACAGCGUGAUGGCUGUCCUGCCCUCUGGGGUUCGGAGGCGCGCUGAGGAGCAGAGGGAGAUGGUGCGACACCUCCACGCCUCCCACCAGGACUUCUUCAGGUCCCUGCAGCCAGUUCUGACCCGCCCAGCUGAGGAGGUGCUGACAUAUGAAGCUCUGAGGUGGGCCUGGUGCAGCAUCAACACCCGCUCCGUCUUCAUGACCCCCCCAUCCAGCAGCUUCCUGUCUGGACCCGAUAACUACGCUUUAGCUCCGUUUCUUGACCUGCUGAACCACCGCCCGGAUGUGCAGGUGAAAGCGGGUUUUAAUCGGGCCACAGGAUGCUAUGAGGUCAGAAGCCUCUCUGGAGUCCAGCGUCAUCAGCAGGCUUUCAUCAACUACGGUUCUCAUGACAACCAGCGCCUCCUGCUGGAAUACGGCUUCGUCUCCUCCUGCAACCCUCACAGUGUCGUCUAUGUAGAAGAAGAUCUGCUCUGUGAAGCUUUCCGGGGGGGCCAAAGCCUGGAUGAGAAGGUCCUGUUUCUCAGAGAAAACCAUUUUCUGGAUAACCUGACGGUGUCUGAUGAAGGUCCCGGCUGGAGGCUCCUCGCCGCCCUCAGGCUGCUCUCGCUGCCCCCACUACCAUGUCGGCACUGGAGGACGGUGCUGCUGGGACAGACGGCCGGUGAGGAGGAGGAGCGCAGCGUUCUGACCGCUCAGACGCUGUGUGAACGUCUGUUGAAGGAAACGAGGAGGUCUCUGCAGGAGAUCUCCCGCCUCCUCCAGAACUGUGAGCAGCCAAUCAGGGAGCAGCUAGAAGUGGUUAUGUCGUUGCGGAGGGAGGAGAGGAGCAUCCUGGAAAACUGCCUGGAGGCUCUACAGUCUACGGUUGAGAUCUGAGGUGUGACGGAGCAGACGUCCUGCAGAUUCUGCUGGAGCUCCACGUUUGACGCGGAUCCUGAAACGCUCAGCUGAUGCUGUCAUCUAAUGAAGCCAGAAACAACUUCAAAGAUCAAACAAAGAAUUUUCCAGAACUCAAGAUUUUAAUAAAAAAAAUCGAAUUUUA
Molecule: messenger RNA, 1746 nt
Organism: Oryzias melastigma (Indian medaka)
Lineage: Eukaryota; Metazoa; Chordata; Actinopteri; Beloniformes; Adrianichthyidae
Gene: setd4
Product: SET domain containing 4
Exons: 15
Coding region: 267-1580 (437 amino acids)
Biological process (GO): positive regulation of transcription by RNA polymerase II; peptidyl-lysine trimethylation; peptidyl-lysine dimethylation
Molecular function (GO): histone H3K4 methyltransferase activity; histone H3K36 methyltransferase activity; transcription coactivator activity
Source: RefSeq, a predicted model, not a curated record